AUGGCUUCCAAGGCUGCAUCAUCAAUUGCCCUUCUCUUUAUGCUCAACAUCUAUUUCUUCAGUUUGGUUUCGUCUACCUAUUGCCCACCACCACCACCAAAGUGUUCCCGUUGCAAACCAUCACCUUCACCACCAAAGUCACCAAAACCACCGUCAAAGUCACCACCAAAGUCACCUAACCCACCAUCACCACCAAAGUCACCUACAAGCAGUUGCCCUAUCGACACCCUUAAGCUGGGUGUUUGUGCCAACGUGCUGCAGAGCUUGCUCAACAUAUCUUUGGGAACCCCACCCACGUCCUCUUGCUGCAGUCUCAUCCAGAAUCUGGUUGAUCUUGAUGCCGCUCUUUGCCUUUGCACUGCCAUCAAGGCCAAUCUCUUGGGCAUUAACCUCAACGUCCCUAUCUCCUUGAGCUUGCUUUUGAAUUAUUGCGGAAAGAACGUCCCAUCCGGCUACCAAUGCUCUUAG
This is a messenger RNA of Telopea speciosissima, 468 nucleotides long. Its product is annotated as pEARLI1-like lipid transfer protein 1. The coding region runs from base 1 to 468 and encodes 155 amino acids. NCBI's taxonomy places the organism in Eukaryota, Viridiplantae, Streptophyta, Magnoliopsida, Proteales, Proteaceae. The transcript has a single exon. The record is from RefSeq and is a predicted model, not a curated record.